Messenger RNA from Polistes canadensis, 2323 nucleotides. RefSeq names its product actin-related protein 5 (gene Arp5). Gene Ontology annotation, biological process: regulation of DNA-templated transcription. The record is from RefSeq and is a predicted model, not a curated record. The coding region runs from base 139 to 2163 and encodes 674 amino acids. NCBI's taxonomy places the organism in Eukaryota, Metazoa, Arthropoda, Insecta, Hymenoptera, Vespidae. The transcript is spliced from 7 exons. Gene Ontology annotation, cellular component: cytoplasm; Ino80 complex.
AUUGUUCAUUUUAUUUAAUCUUAAUAAUAUUAUAUAGUAGUGCUAUAUUAAUAAAUGAAGUGUCAGUGACGUUUAAGAGGUUAUGUUUACAAAUGUUCUUGUGUGAUUUAAUAUACAGUGUAUUUUAAAUUCUUUAUUAUGGAAAUUCUUGAACUAAAGGAUGUAAAAGCUGUUCCAGAUAUUAUUCAUACUUAUCCACAUAAAAUAAAAACUGAGGUAAUACCAUUGGUUAUUGAUAAUGGUUCAUACAAUUGUAGGGUUGGUUGGGCUACUGAAAAGGAACCGCAGUUAAUAUUUAAGAAUCUCAUAGCGAAACCUAGAAAAGAACGUGGCAAGAAAGACGGAGAACCUCAAGUAGGAAAUGACAUAGUAAACAUAGAAGCUGUAAGAUUUCAAUUGAAAACUCAAUUCGACAGAAAUGUUGUUACUCACUUCGAGGCUCAGGAACAAAUCUUUGAUUACACCUUUACGCAUAUGGGAAUUGAUACGGAAGCUUCUGUUAAUCAUCCAAUUAUUUUAACGGAAGCUUUUUUGAAUCCCAAUUAUUCAAGAAAUUUAAUGGCUGAACUUCUAUUCGAAUGUUACAAUAUACCAUCAAUAGCUUACGGUGUUGAUUGUUUACUUUCAUAUCAACAUAAUAAUUGUCAAUCAGAUGGUUUAAUCGUUAGCAUUGGAUACCAUACAACACAUAUAAUACCGAUAUUAGAUGGCAAAGCAGAUCCGGUGAAUGCUAGAAGAAUUAAUAUUGGUGGUUAUCAUAUUACAUCUUAUAUGCACAGAUUACUUCAACUUAAAUAUCCUGUACACGUUAAUGCGAUAACUCUUAGCCGUGCUGAAGAAUUGAUACACGAACAUUCCAUGAUUGCAUUGAAUUAUCAAGAAGUUGUUUCCAAAUGGGCUGAUCCAGAUUAUUACGAUGCCAACGUGUUAAGAGUUCAAUUACCUUACAUUGCACCUGCGAGUACUCCUGGUUUAACCAUAGAACAACAGAAAGAAAGGAAAAGGGAAUUAGCUAGGAGAUUGAUGGAAAUCAAUGCAAGAAAGAGAGAAGAAAGGUUGGCUGAAGAUGAGGAACAAUUGAAUCAAUUAUUAGCAAUACAAGAUCUUUUGGAAGAAGGUGAAACGGAUGAGUUCGAUCAAGCAUUGAAAACUUAUUCUCUGGCAAACGAAGCGGAUCUAAUUAAAAUGAUUAAUAAUUUACAAGCUAAGGUAGAAAGAACAAGACAAAAGAUUGUUGCUGCCAAUUCGCAAGAAGAGAACAUCGUUAUGGAGGAUCAAAAACCAAAAAUAAAAUCAAGUCUUCAACCGAAGGAUCAGCAAGAUUUCGAAGAAUGGAUUGCUGGUGUUAGAAAGAGAAGACAAGAAAUAUUAGACAAACGUAUGGCGAAGAGACAACGUAGACAAGACAUGGCCAAACGUAGAACAGCAGCAGCACAGGAAAGAAUGCGUAUAAUUAGUCAAUUAGCAAGGAAAGACAAACGUGAUGAUGAUUUUGGUAUGAGAGAUGAAGACUGGGAUGUAUAUAAAGUUAUUAAUAGAGAAGGCGGUGACUCAGAUUCAGAAUUAGAACAAGAAAAAUUAUUAGAACUCGAGGACGUUCUUCGUCAUCACGAUCCAGAAUUCGAUGGUGCCGGUUCUAGCGUUCCCUUGAUUCCUGGUGAAACCCAUCAAUUACAUGUUGGAGUGGAACGAUUGAGAGCAGUCGAAUUACUUUUUCAGCCUUCGAUGAUAGGUUCCAUCGAAGCUGGCAUAGCGGAGACAAUUGAAUUUGUUUUAAAACUUUAUUCCCCUAUACAACAAAAACGAUUGGUAAGCAACGUUUUUCUCACCGGUGGACCAACAGCAUUUCCAGGAUUGCUCGAAAGACUCAAACGUGAACUCAAAGAAAUAAGACCAUUUGGUUCGAGCUUUCAAAUAAACGUAGCAAAAAAUACCAGUUUAGAUUCUUGGUACGGUGCAAGAGAUUUUGGUUUGAGUGGUAAUCUACCUGAAUAUCUUGUAACUCGUAAAGAAUAUGAAGAAAAAGGUGGUGAAUAUUUGAAGGAACAUACUGCGAGUAACAUGUAUACACGGUCACCUGAUCCCUUACCUAUAUUACAAGUUCCUGUAACAUGCGAACAAGUAAUUGUUGAAGAUGCUAUAAUCGAUGUUGAGAUUGAAUAAAGAAAAUGAAAUUAUAAAAGUCUGGCGUGUGAUUCGAUUUAGGGAGAAAGUAUAAGAGGUAGAUUUUUUGUUAAUGAUUACUACUUUAUUACACAAGUGUUUUUGUUCGUUCAUUUUAUUACGAACAAACUACAUUGUAGUCUGUUUAUACUAAUCAUAA